Messenger RNA from Dunckerocampus dactyliophorus (ringed pipefish), 7978 nucleotides. RefSeq names its product coiled-coil and C2 domain containing 1A (gene cc2d1a). Gene Ontology annotation, biological process: regulation of transcription by RNA polymerase II. Gene Ontology annotation, molecular function: RNA polymerase II cis-regulatory region sequence-specific DNA binding; DNA-binding transcription repressor activity, RNA polymerase II-specific. NCBI's taxonomy places the organism in Eukaryota, Metazoa, Chordata, Actinopteri, Syngnathiformes, Syngnathidae. Gene Ontology annotation, cellular component: nucleus. The transcript is spliced from 27 exons. The coding region runs from base 241 to 3207 and encodes 988 amino acids. The record is from RefSeq and is a predicted model, not a curated record.
UUGCGUGUUGCCCCGGAGACCUAAUGUAGGAAGUCAUUCCACUGCUUACCGUUCUUGUUUUGACAGCUACAAGUGCGUGUGAACGUUAAACCAGCUUUACUGUGUUUUUUUUCCACAUUUAUCUCAUAACAAAUUCCAACACGAAGAAGUGCCCAGAGGAGCUGUUAUUGUGGACACCAGAGUGCGUCAAAUUGACAAGAUGAAUUUAUAAAAAGCCACUUUUCUUAGAGGUAUCAGUCCAUGAGUCGCAGCCGGAACCCUGCACCUCACCGGGGUCAAGGGGCUGCCCGCGCCAAACAGAUGGGGCUGCUCCUUGAUCUCACCCCGGAAGAGGGGAUGGAUGAUGACGGCAACGAUGAAGAUCUUGAGGCAGAGCUUCUGAAUCUGGUUGGAGGAGGAGGAGGAGGAGGACUGCAAAGGAAAAAACGUGAAAAUAAAGCUCCUGUCGCUAUGGCUGAAAUUGAGCGGAUGGCAGCUCUUUGUAUGAAAGACCUGGAUGAGGAGGACGUAGAAGACGGGGAUCUGGAUGAUGAUGAAGAUCUGCUGGCAGAAUUGAAUGAAGUUUUGGAGGAUGAAGAAGAAAGCCGCUCUGCUCACACCUCACAGGCUGGUACCCCUACUGUUCCCAAAGCAAGAGUCACAUCCCAUUCUAGUCCUCCCGUCAACUCCAGCAGUGCAACUGGUCCGGAGUCCCGCUUGUUAGAGCGUAUGGAAAUGUAUAAGGCCGCCAUAUCCAAUGCCACUGCAGCCGGCGAGACAAGCAAAGUCCGAAGAUAUGAGCGUGGAUUUAAGACGCUGCAGUCCAUGCUUACAUCGGUAAGGAAAGGUAAGCCGGUCAAUGAGGACGAGAUGCCACCUCCUGUUGCUGCAGGCGGACAACUCAGUGCUGCAGAGCCUGAAUCCAUCAAGGAGCGACAGGUCCCAGAGCCUGUCUUAAUGCCCUCCCCUCCAUCCAAUCAAAAACCUACACGCGAGGCAGCGCCAACAGCUCCGAACGCUAAGCCACGCCAUCUAGCUCCACACCAGAACCAGGCUACUGCCGUCACUCCAGGAACUCCUGCUAUCUCUCCCCUCGCACCUCAGCAACCCAGCACACGACACUCUGAGCUUAAACAGGCCGUGUUAUCCCGACAGAGGGAGUUCAAAGUGGCUGCCAUACAAGCCAAGCAGAGUGGCGACAUUGACCUGGCCAAACAACAGUACGUCACUGCCAAGAACCUGGACUCGUUGUUGGAGGCCAUAGACAAAGGUGAACCAGUAGACCUCAGCUUGCUCCCUCCACCCCCUGGAGAUGUAGUAGCAGAGACCAAUGUACCUCAUUCCUCUAAAGCAGCACCUCCUGCUGCUCCUGCUGGACACACCCAGUUGCCACCUGCUGACGUUCGUGCUCCCAGUAGUGUGGCAGAAGCCUUGCAGCAGAGGCUGGACAUAUACAAGUCAGCAGCGGAGACGGCUAAGAGCAAAGGAGAAGACCGUAAAGCCCGCAUGCAUCAGCGCAUUGUAAAGCAAUACCAGGAUUCCAUUAAAGCGCACAAGGCUGGACGACCUGUCAGUUUGUCCGAUCUGCCCGUACCACCAGGGUGCCCACCAUUACAGGGCUCAGAGAGUGAGCAGCAGAACUUCAUGGGUGUCCUGGAAACAGCUAUGAAAAUUGCCAAUCAGGAUCCAGAUGCAGAAGAAGAGGACGGUCCAAGAGAAUCUGCCAAACCCUCAGCGCACCCGCCUGCCCAGAAAGCCAAAUCUCCAACUCCAGGCAGCUCCACAACACUAAAACUAGGACCCAGAGCCCAACAGCAAGUGGACUUCCUGUUGCUACGGCGACAGGCUUUUAUGCGUGCAGCACUGCGCUCCAAGCAGAUGAAGGACAUGACGGCAGCGACGCAGCACCUCAGGCACGCGAAAGGAUUCGACCCCAUGAUUGAUGCCGCCAAGUCUGGCCUUCCUGUUGAUAUUACCAAGAUUCCCAACAGUCCAGUCAGUGAGGAGGACUGCUCGUUGGCUCGUUCCCGGACAUCUCCACUUUCUCCUCGCACCAGUGAGCAGUACCAUGGCCUCAUGGAUCUUUUGCGGAAGCAGCAUGAGAAAUGUGUGAGCUACUCUCAGCAGUUCACAAACAUGGGCAACGUUGCAGAGGCUCUCAAGUGUGAGAAGCUCAUGGAAGAAUCUUUCAAAAACAUCGAGAUACUGAAGAAUGCCCACGCCAAGGGCCAUCCAGUUCCCAAGUGCCGCACAGAGGAGAAGACCUUCAGUGUCGCAAAGAACUACCCCAAUGUGGCUGCCAAUGAAAUGCUGCUGUACAUCAUCAGAGGCAUCAACUUGCCAGCUCCCUCUGGGGUCUCACCCAAUGACCUGGACGCCAGCGUCAAAUUUGAGUUUCCUUUUCCCAGCGCGGAGGAAGCACAGAGGGACAAAACCAACACGGUCAAAAGCACCAGCAGUCCGGAGUUUAAAGAGCAGUUCAAACUCAACAUCAACAGAGCGCAUCGAGGAUUUAAGCGAGUCAUCCAGUCCAAAGGCAUCAAAUUUGAAGUCAUCCACAAGGGGGGCCUCUUCAAAACAGACAAGGUUUUGGGCACAGCUCAACUGAAGCUGGAGGGCCUAGAAAACCACUGUGACAUCAGAGAGAUUAUUGAGGUGAUGGACGGACGUAAAGCCACAGGUGGAAAGCUGGAUGUGAGGGUGAAGCUCAGGGAACCGACAUCCGGGGUGGAUCUCCGGCCAGUGACCGAGAAGUGGCUGGUCCUUGAACCCGUCACCCCACUCUCACCUCCAGAGAGAAAACAAGAACGGGCUCCAUCUCCUCGGUUCAAAGCCAAACAUGAAGCGAGCAGCAGGAGCAGUCACCCCAACAACUCCCCUCCUCAGUACAAACUGCACAGCUUCAGCCUCCUCAACUUUGACAAAGAGCGCUUAGAGAGAAAGCUUGCAGAAUACAAAAAGAGCAGACGAGACCCCCCCGGUGAUGUGCUGCAUCAGUACAAAGAGGUCACACACAGGCUGCAGUGGCAAAAGGCGCAGCUUGAGGGAGCCUCUCCUGCUCUGCUAACAGAGUAUGAAAAUGUGUUGCGGCGCUUCACCCAAGGACUCGCUGACUCUGUGAAGAAGUUCUCAAGUCAAGGCAACAGGGAUGCUGCCAAGGAUGCUCUGAGCAGGUUGAAGAUGGUGGAGGCUGAGUUGGAGUCACUGAAAAGGAAACGCGCUGGAUAAGAACAGGCGAGGGAAGCGACGCAUUGGCUGGAGUACUCUUAUCAUCUCUUCUCUCUCCUACACACACACACACACACACACACACACACAAACACUUCAGCACUCCACUCUUAAGUCCUUUAGCACGACUCUGCUCGUAAAUGCAUGAUGCCGUCUAUUCAGUGAUAUCUUUCACAAGCGACAGUCAUGUUAUAUGCUAAGAGAAAGGCAUUCUGGUGUUCGUGACCAAUAAGAUGUCCUGCAAAAUGUCCAAAAUGUUUUUUCUCAGCCAAGCGGAACGUCGCUAUAAAGCUGUCUGAGGUCACACAGGGUUCCGCUAUCAGAUCACGUGACCGCGUCCACGCCAGCAUCUGGUGUGACGUGCGGAAUACGUCGGCCCUCGCAGCCGACUUCCCGCUAGUCCCUUUCACACAGCCGCUCUUCUGUUACGAUUGCAUGCAUUUCGUAUUUUGUGUGGGUCAGGAUCUUAAUCUGUCUGCUCCAAUGUUUCUAGAUUAUAGUAAUCUGCUUCAUUUGGAGUGCUGUGAUAUGGGGGGGGGGGAAGAAUCACAGCCUAUAUCCCAUAAUGAGGGAUUAGUGCUCAUGUCACCAAGGAGACGAACAGAUCAGGCGCAAAGUCGCCUUUGGGGUUUCAAAGGGGGGCGAGUGUGUUCGUGGUUCUUCAUCGCCUCCUUCACCUCCACUUUCUUCACACUAACUCCUUCACGUGCGAUCACAAAUGACUCCCAGUUACACACUGUCCCAUUUGGCUUUUCCUCCAACUCUGACAGCUAAAUCCAUAACGCUGUCUAUUAGAAAAAAAAAGAUUCAUUCACACUCCUGUCGUUGAGUUACAUCAGGGGUGUCCAAAGUGCGGCCCGGGGGCCAUUUGCGGGGGGCAGCUGUAUUUUUAUUGGCCCGCAGCACAUUCUAAAAAUAUAAUUUAACCAGAAAAACAAACAAACAAACAAAAAAAAACAGCAAAAACGGAAAAAUCAGAUAUUAUAAAUAUCAAAUAUUAAGAAAAAAAGGUGCAAUCUAACGAGAAAAAGUGGUAGUUUUACAAGAAUAACGUCGUAAUAUUAUGAGGACAAAUAGCACCAUUUUAGUAGCGUAAAGUUGAAAUAUGGAAGAAAUAAGACAUUUUUUAAAGAAACUAACAAAUCAAUGAAUCAAGUCAUAAUUUUUGGAUAAUUAAUUAAUUAAUUAAUUAAUUGCAGAAAAGGUUACAACGUUACGAGAAUAAUGUCAAAAUAUUAGGGGAAUAAAGUCAUAAUUACAAGAAGAAAAUUUACAAGAAGAAAGUUGAAAUAAUGGGAAAAUUAAAAAGGAAAACCAAGCAGAAAUGGAAAAAAACAGUUCUCAUUUUACAAGAAUAAAGUCAAAAACUAGGAGAAAAAAAUUUGUAUUCGGACGAGGAAAAACAAGUCUCCAUAUUAUGAGGAAAAAUAACAUCAUUUUAGUACCAUAAAGUUGAAAUAUUAAAGAAAAAAGAUUGUAUAAAUUAUAUUAUGAUGAAAAACAAACAAAACAACAAAUAAAGUCAUACCUUUUGGAUAAUUUACUACUUGCAGAAAAAGUUAUAAUGUUACGAGAAUAAAAUAUGGGAAUAAAGUCAUUGUUACAGUUUUACAAGUUUACAAAAAAAUAGCAGAAAUGGGAAAAAACAGCUGUAACUUUGCAAGAAUAAAGUCAAAAUAUUCGGGGAAAAAAAGUCGUAUUCUAACGAGGGAAAAAAAGUUGCAGUUUGUAAUAUUGUGAGAAACAAAGAAAACCAAAUAAAGUUGUCAUGUUUGGAGAUUUAGGUUGGGGAAAAAGUUAUAAUAUUAUGGGAGUAAAGUCAUAAUCUUACGAGAAGAAAAUUUGUGGAGAUUAUUUAAGAAGAAAGUUGAAAUAUUGGGAAUAUUUAAAGCAACAACUGCAAAAAUGUGGGGAAAAAUGUUUUCACUCAUAUCACAAAGCUUAGAUUAAAUAUAUAUCACGUCUUAGCAUAUCUACAUGUGUUACUUUGUAAAAUAUCAAAGUGGCAAAGUUGCAUCCUUUCAUUUUUCACCGUUUGUCCCUCUCUGGAAAAAGUAUGGACACCCCUGAUUUACAUUAACAACACUAAGAGUUUUUGGUCACAUGACAGAGCAAAGCGUCCUGGUGCAGGCUGACCUGAUAAGGUUUUGAUGGAACACUCCUCCCCCCGCAGCAGAUCCCCGCUUUUCACGGGGGUCACCAGCAAAUGGUGAAAAUACACGGGUAAUUGAUACACCCAUAAAAAUGUCUCCUUUUGGCACACAGCUCGCUUCUCCCCCUCCAGACCCUCCUGCUGGCGUGAUGUUGGAUCAACAUUUGCAAUAAAAGGAACUGUUGUCAUUAUUACCUUCAGCUCCAGACCCCACCCCUUCUCUUUUCAAUUGCCGUUGUUCGGUCAUGACACAAUCCAGGUUUAAGCCCUAAAUAUGCCUCACAUGCUUAUUAAACUCAUUUAAAGUUUAAAAUGGAUAGCUUCUCACCACUAAUCAAUGAUAAUGUAAGAUAAUCAAUGAACAGAUGGAAUCGGAUCCACGGUGUAGCCUUUAGCCUGGUCGUCAGGCUAGCGUCAGCAUCAAAGGAGUUUCUCCGAGCCACAGUUGCUUGUUGCGAUUCCACUAACGACUCACCGUCGUACGUUAACUUGUGUUCACCCCGCUGCACGUUUUGAGGCCACAUUGAGCGCAAAAGCUAGCGCUAACAUAGCCAAACAAACUUUUGCGUCCCAUAUUUAUAAAUUGUUACCAAUUUAGAAUGAAUGAGAUGGUUUCUGCUGGCUAUUUUUGGAGGGAAAAAAAGAAAAAUUGUCAAAUUUGCGAAUGCUAAUGUGCGGGAUCCGCUGUCUAAGAAUAUUUGCUCUCUAUUAGAGGUAACUUUGGGUUCUCUUAAGCAAGCGUUUUUGGUGAAAUGGCAAUGGAGGGACAAAUGGAUAAGCAUCUGCUUGAAGGAAAAGUAACCUUUUGUGUAGUUUGUCAACAAAUGACAGGAAGUGGGACAACCGAACAACAUUAAUUAAAGCUGCCAGCAGCGUUGAACGGGCCCUCGCACCGCCACACAACUUGGUGGUCAUGCGAGUUGGUGCUCACGCGGACGCAGGACUUGACGCAGUAUCCCGAAUUCGAAAGAAAUCCAGGCAUCUCGGGCAGCAUUUUAACAUGCAUAAAAUUUAUCCAGUAGGGGGCGCCAUCUGAGUCGCUGUAUACACACAGUCAGGGGGUGGACAAUUGAGGCAAUUAACUUAGGGACUGUACCAAUGAUGAUGAUGAUCUGACCUUGUGGAGCCAAGUUAUUAACCUUUACGGUGGUUCAAAGCAACGUUCAAAUCAGAGCACCAAAGUUUGUCACCAUGCCCCGCCCACAUCUCACGGACAAGCCUCAAAUGCUUCGUAAUUUUACAUCGCCCAUCUGUCUAGUGUCCGCCGAUUUUCAUUUGGGCACAUUUGGUUAAAGUCCUUAAGACUAGUUUGUCAAAAUGCAACCUGUGGUUUUUGCCCAAAAAUCGCCAUUGCGGACCAAAAUGGCCGACUUCCUGUUUGUUUGGGAACAUGGGUUCUUGAGACUUUUUUGUGCGUCCUGUCAUGAUUGACAUCACCACCAAAUUCCGUGACGCUCCAUGAAACUGGUGGCACGGGCUUUUUUUUAUUAUUAUUAUUUUAAAGGGCCGCUAUUGAGUGAGUUUUGGGAACUUGUGUUUGGGACCCCUGUAAAGUCAAAAUUUUCACCGGACCUGAUGCCCUUGCAGAUUUUGGUGAGUUUUUAUGCAUGGUAAGGCCCUCAAAAAUGCAUUUAAAUCAGGAGAAUAAUAAUAAACAUAGCAGUUUCAAACUGGCCUUCACCCCGCUAUCACUGGUGCUCGGGCGCUAAUUACGGCUGAAUUCAGUUUGGCGGCCUGCAGUAUUAUGCACGUUUACUCACUGCCGUGGUUCCCUGAUGUGAUGCACACCUGUGUCCUCUUUACAAGUCCUGUGUCUAAAAUGCAUCACAGUAAACACCCGAUAGUGUUAUGACAUGUUCCACAUCGUCUGUAAAGUCAUAAUAAUAAUAAUAAUAAUGAUAAUGAAUGAGUAAUGCCAAACGUUUCUGGCCACUUUGAGUUCAUUUGAACCUGAUCUAACACACGCUUAAACCGCACAUCACCUGGCAACACAAACGCAUGACCCCCUCUUUGAGUAAGAGGCUGGCUUGUUGUCAUGGUGACCAGCUCAUAAGCAUUCAGUGUGGAUUUUGGGUGGUUUGGGUAGGGCAGAAGGACAUAUUGCAAAAGUUUGCUCAGCUGGUAACACACACACACACUUGUUAUCCUUUCUCAUCUUUGUCUCUGUUAUGAGGCUACACUACCUUAAAGAAAGCUGCUCAGUAUGUUUGUCAUUGAAUGCUCUACAAUACUGUUUGUAUUCCUCUUAUUCAACCAAUCAUUGAACAAUCAAGUUUUUAUGCUGUUCUUUCAUGUCUGGGCAAUCCGAGAAAUAUACUAUUUAUAUGAAUCAAAUAAAGAGCUUGGUAUGCUGUUAUUUGUGGGAAUGAAACAAGGCCUUAUUAGUCUUUAUUGUAUGACAAUGUACAUGCUUUGUGUUUAUAUGAAUACAUGGUACAAGUUGUGAAUUCUUGUUGGGGGGCAUUUUUUUGCAUGUUUGUCACACUUACAUUUUCAGAUAAUCAAACUAAUUUCGAUAUUAGUCCAUGACAACACAACUGAACACAAAAUGCAGAUUUUAAAUGCAACUUUUUGUUAAGGGAGAAAAAAAAAUCCAAAGCUACAUGGCCCUGUGUGAAA